GGUGCAGAGGUGAAGUAGAAUUGUUGUUGUGUGGUUGGGCAGUGAGGGCAAAAUGGCGGAGGAGGCUCCGUCUCUGAUUAGUCUCUGCAUGGACGCUCUGACGCAACAACUUCUCCGACCAUUCGAUGAUCUUCUUCUUCCUUCCAUCUACCAUCUUCCUUCUCACUUACUCAACACCUUAAUCACGCGCUUGCCCCCUUUCGCUCUCCGCAUAUUCCAACACCACCUGCCGUUCGACGAGGAUGGUUUUUCGCUAGACCACUCAACCAACAAGAGGAAACGCGCGGGGGAUUGGAAUCUGAAUUCAGCUUGGCAGAGGUUGUUUCGCCGGCGCUGGCCGCAGCGCGUUCAGCUGAUUCCGCCAACGGAUUGGCAGCAACUCUACUGGGAAAUGCAUUUGCAAGAUUGUUUAGAUGAAGCGGCGGAGGUAGCACUACUCCCAUCGUUUAAUGGGUAUAUCGGUGACAUACAGAUUUCAGACAGUACACUGAAACAUGUUGGCUUUGUGGGGGAUACAAGCCCUUCAACAUGUGGCCAUUCAAAAUUGUCUUACCAUUGCCGACAGUUUGGUAGCUAUGUGAGUUGUCUGAGGCUGCAAAAUGUUCUAUGUACUGCAGAAACUAGUGUUUUGUUGCAAGAGUGUAAGCUGCAGAGUCUGCUACUAAGAUGUAUCAGAUCCAAGGAACAAAUUGAUGGAUUGUGCAAACUUCUUGCGCAACAUUCUAGAACGUUAACAUCUCUGGAAUUUGUUCACUGCACAUUCUCCACAGACUUUAUUAAUGCAAUAUUUGGUUCUUUAGUCAUAGAGAGCGUACAAAAACAUGGCAUCCAACAUUUGUCAAUCAUUUCGUCAAGUUUUCUGGAACCAUGUGCAGUUUCUUUACCUAGGGGACUUGUGUCAUUUUUGUCUUCAGGAAGGUCUUUAUGCUCAUUAAAAUUAUCUGGCAACCACCAUGGACGGACUUUUGCCAAAGAUCUUUUAGUGACGCUUUUCAAUCUUUCCUCUAGCCUAUCUGUCCUCGACCUUUCUGAUAAUAAAAUAGCUGGAUGGCUUUCUGACUUUAACAGGAGAUUCCUGAGUGAUUCACAUCUGUGUUUUGGAAGUGGAAAGUCGUUGAAAAUGUUGCGAGUACUCACUCUGAGGGAAAACAAUUUAGGAAAAGAUGAUGCAGAAAGUCUUAGGUAUGCUCUUGAACGUAUGCCUAACUUGGAGGAGCUGGAUAUAAGUGACAAUUCAAUUGAAGAUGAAGGAAUCAGGAAUUUAAUUCCCUAUUUUGUUGGAGCAUCUGAAACGUGUCCUCCCAUAAAGUGUUUGAAGUUAGAGAACUGUGACUUGUCCUGCGUUUCAGUGAAUCAUCUUCUACAUGUCCUUUCUUCUUUCAAAGGGCCAUUGAAGUCUCUUUCUAUUGCUGACAAUUACCUUGGCAGUCAAGUAACCGAAGCAUUGGGAAACUUUUUUAGUACCCCAAUCGAAGUACUUGACAUUGCAGGCAUUGGCUUGGGCUCUCAUGGUUUUCAAGAGCUUCAAAAUCUAAUAAAAGAGGAGCUUAAACUGGUGAAAAUUAAUAUAAGCAAAAACCGUGGUGGGAUUGAUACUGCCAAAUUUUUGUCCAAACUUUUGUCACUGGCUCCACAACUAGUUGAAGUGAAUGCAGCCAGUAAUCUUAUGCCAAUAGAAUCACUCGCCAUAGUCUGCUCUGCAUUAAAGUUUGCAAAAGGUAAUGUUCAGCACGUGGACUUGACAGGACAUAUAUGGGACUAUAAGCCAGAGCACAUUUCUCUAUGCACUGAAUUUGUACAUAAUGAAUUACCUAUAUUGGUUCUUCCAUCAUCAUCAACCUCUGCUGCACUUCACGACCAUGAUCCUUAAUAUUAGAAUUUUGUACGAGUUUAAUUUAUGUUGCUGGGUGCAAUCAAUAGUUGUUUUUUAAUUUUUUUCUUUAUAACUUUGUAUGUUAGCCCAGUUUUAUGCAUAAUGCUUUCAAAUAUUCUAUUGGAUGUUCCAUGCCUUGAUGGUUCACUUCACUGUACAAACAAGUUAGGGAAGUUUAACUUUUGUACAUAUUGAUUGAGCCCUUGUGUUCUGUAAUUUUAAUGUAUAUUGUAGUUCAUUGGAUGCUGUGUAACAUAACAUGCACAAUCUGAUGUAUCAACUCACAAGAUGCAACAAAAGCACUUGUUUCGGGGUUAUUUUUAUAUGAACAGUUGUCAUGGUGGUUUGGAAAUCUA
This is a messenger RNA of Vigna unguiculata (cowpea), 2229 nucleotides long. RefSeq names its product RNI-like superfamily protein. The record is from RefSeq and is a predicted model, not a curated record. Lineage: Eukaryota; Viridiplantae; Streptophyta; Magnoliopsida; Fabales; Fabaceae. Gene Ontology annotation, molecular function: protein binding.